AUGAAAGAAAAAGUAAAAGUUCCACUAUGGAGUUUUCAUUCAGUGAGACUUCAAUUAGCUAUGAUGUUAUGUAUGGCAUUACUUGUUCAAGGUAUUAUGAGAAAUUUUAUGUCAAUGGCAUUUGCAUGUUUUGUUAUACCAAUAAAAAAUAAUAAUGAUACAAUAAAUUUAUUAAUAGAUAAAAAAAUAAAUAUUCAAGAAAAUAUUAAUACAUCAUUUUGGUUUACUAAAAUAACAACAAAUUGGAGUUAUGAGGAACAAUCAUGGAUACAUUCAGGUUUUUAUUAUGGAUCAUUAUUAUCAGCAUUUAUUGUUCAAGGAAUUAUUCCUUAUGUUGGGGCAAAAUUAUCAAUAACACUUGGUGUUAUUAUUGGUAUUACUGGAACAAUUAUUAUUCCAAUACAAAUAUAUUUAUAUCCACAUUUUUAUUUAUCAAUACCUAUACGUUUUUUAAUGGGUUUUUCACAAGGUUUUGUUAUACCAGCUGCUGCUCAAUUAGUUGCUAAAUGGUUUCCUAUACAGGAAAAAUCUACAGCAAUGGCACUUUUUACAUCAGGAAAUCAGAUAGGUGUAUCAAUUGCUAUGUUUGCAACAGCACGUUUCUGUACAUUUUCAUUUCUUGGUGGUUGGCCAUUAAGUUUUAUUAUGUAUGCAAUUGUUGGUAUUGUUUUUCUUUUUAUAUGGAUACCAUUAGCUUCAGAGACACCAAAAAAAUCAAAAACAAUAACAGCUGUUGAGUUAGCAUAUAUUAAAGGAGAAAAUAGUAAAAGUCGUUUUACAUCAACAUCAGAACCAAUAAAUAUUCCAUGGAUUAAAUUAUACCUAUCACCAGCAGUCUUAGCAAUAUGUUUAUGCUCAUUUUGUCAAAGUUUUAUUAUGGUUACAUUUACAUCAUAUCUUCCACAAUAUUAUCAAUCAAUUUUUAAAAUGGAUAUAAAAUCGAAUGGUUUUUGGUCUUCUAUACCAUUUAUAGUGCAAAUGUCAACAAAAUUUUUAUGUGCAUAUAUAGCUGAUGGAUUUAAAAAACGAAAAAUUUCUGCUUCAUUAAUAACAAAACUUUCUAAUAGUAUUGCUUCAUUUGGAUCAGCAAUCUUUUUUAUUUUAGUUAUAUAUUUUUCAAAAGAACGAUUUCAAUCAGCUUAUGUAUCUGGUUAUAAUACAAGUCUCGUAUCUAUAGCACCAUCUUAUACAGCAACUGUCUCAGCAUAUGCACAAAUUUAUGCACAAUUAGCAUCUAGUCUAGCACCAACAUUAAUUGGUUUCAUGACAAAAAAUGGUACAAAUGAGGAAUGGAUGUUUGUCUUUGCACUUUUAGCUGGUAUUUCAAUAACUACGGGUAUAUUUUUCCAUAUAUUUGGAUCUGCAAGAAUUCAAAAAUGGGCAUUAGGUCCUGAAUCAACAUUAAAUUUAUCUGAUCCUAUUAAUAAUAGUCAAGAGAUUCAUUUAAUGAAUGAACAUAAUGUUAUAAAUAAACAAUUGAGAUAA
Strongyloides ratti is the source of this 1485-nucleotide messenger RNA. Its product is annotated as Sialin. Gene Ontology annotation, biological process: transmembrane transport; monoatomic anion transport. The record is from RefSeq and is a predicted model, not a curated record. The coding region runs from base 1 to 1485 and encodes 494 amino acids. Lineage: Eukaryota; Metazoa; Nematoda; Chromadorea; Rhabditida; Strongyloididae. The transcript is spliced from 4 exons. Gene Ontology annotation, molecular function: transmembrane transporter activity.